AUGUGGCUGCCCUCUGCUCUGCUCUUUCUCAGCCUCCCAGGCUGCUUCACCAUCCGGGGCCCAACGUCAGUGAGUGGCACGGAGCUGGGCUCGGUGACCGUCCAGUGUGACUAUGAUGCAGGAUGGGAGACAAACAGAAAGUGGUGGUGCCGGGGGAAAAGUUGGAGGUACUGCAAGGUCCUCAUUCGAAGCACGGGAACAGAGCAAGAAGUGAAGGCAGGCCGGGUGUCCAUCAAGGACAAUCACAGAAGCCAUUUCUUCACGGUGACCAUGGAUAAGCUGCGCAGAGACGACGCCAAUACGUACUGGUGUGGGAUCGCGAAAAGUGGAACAGACCUGGGUGUCCAAGUUCAAGUGACUGUCGGCUCAGGACCCACUACGUGCUCCUGGCAUUUGUGAAGGUGCCCUUCCUCCUCGUCGUGCUUGGAGUUAUCCUCUGGUUGAAGGGG
Messenger RNA from Echinops telfairi (small Madagascar hedgehog), 449 nucleotides. Its product is annotated as CMRF35-like molecule 7. The record is from RefSeq and is a predicted model, not a curated record. Gene Ontology annotation, cellular component: plasma membrane. NCBI's taxonomy places the organism in Eukaryota, Metazoa, Chordata, Mammalia, Afrosoricida, Tenrecidae. Bases 1 to 399 code for a protein of 132 amino acids. The transcript has 3 exons. Gene Ontology annotation, molecular function: transmembrane signaling receptor activity.